GGUGCACUGGGCAGUUUUUUUCACUAGACAGGAGACGAGAGACGAGACUUUAUCCUUCCAAACGAUGCAAGCAAAAUCUGAGAUUUUAGCACUGGUCCUGGGCGCCCUGGGCUUAUGUGGGACAAUAGUCACCACUUGUCUGCCCCAUUGGAGGGUUUCUGCCUUCAUCGGUGCCAACAUCAUUGUCAUGGAGGAGCUCUUGGAGGGCUUGUGGAUGGACUGCUACCGACAGGCUAACAUCAACAUCCAGUGCAAGGUGUAUGACUCGAUGUUAAUUCUCCCACCAGAGCUGCAGGCAGCGAGGGGGCUCAUGUGUGUCUCCAUAGUCCUGGCUUUCAUCUCGUUGUUGCUCACAGGAUUCGGGAUCCAGAAGAGCAACUGUUGUGGUGACAAUUUAAAGAGUAAGAACAUCACCUAUGCAUUAGGAGGGAGUCUGUUUCUACUUUCCUGUUUGACCACACUCAUCCCCGUAAGCUGGGUGGCCCAUACUGUCAUCAGUAACUUCUAUAACCCGGAAAUGCUGGAUGCUCAGAAGCGGGAGCUGGGAGUGUCCCUCUUCAUCGGCUGGGCCACUUCUGGUGUUUUGCUAAUCACCGGGAUCAUUGUGCUGUUUAGGUACAGCAAACGCAGUGCAAAGGAAGAUCAGCGCUACAUUGAAGUAUAUCAUAUUGUGAAAAGGAAUGAACAGAAGGCGGACAGUGUUGACUUUUCGAGAGCGAAAUCUAGUUUUCAUUCAAAUCAGGAAUAUGUGUAAAUACCUGUACUGCAGUGUACUAAUUACAUAUUAGAUGUCUCUCCAUAUAUUUAUGAGCAACAUGUAUUUUAUUUGCAAUGAUAUAUUUAAAUCAAUCAUGUAAUCAUGUUCUGUUGUACUAUGCGUUUGUCUUGUCUGCACUGUUUGGUUUACAGAUGCAGCAAAAAUAUUUGGGUAAUAUGCUGUCCAUGAAUAAACAAUAGUGCCUGUGUUUAAAGUAAUAUCAUUUUUGGCAAAUCUAUUUAUCCAGCUCUUGCUCCAAUGACCCUGAGAAUGUCAUCACUGUUUUUAAGUACUUGUUUUGGAUGCAAGUCUGUAUUUUUUGUAUUUAUUUAAGUCAUUUUUGUUGUGCUUAAUGAUGAAUUUCUCAUCUGAGACAUGACAAAUGCAACUGCUUCACUGUCUUAUUUCAUUAUAUUUCAUGAUCUAAUAAUCCCGCCAACCAAGUGAACAGAUCAUUUAUUAAAAUCUUUAAUUCAG
Molecule: messenger RNA, 1234 nt
Organism: Oreochromis aureus
Lineage: Eukaryota; Metazoa; Chordata; Actinopteri; Cichliformes; Cichlidae
Product: claudin-17-like
Exons: 1
Coding region: 65-754 (229 amino acids)
Biological process (GO): bicellular tight junction assembly; cell adhesion
Cellular component (GO): plasma membrane; bicellular tight junction
Molecular function (GO): structural molecule activity
Source: RefSeq, a predicted model, not a curated record